AUGAAGACCGUUUUCAAAUCAUCUCUUUUGCUUGCAGCUCUUCUUGCCGGAAGCGAGGCUCGUUCUGCCCCUUUCGGAAUCAAGAACCAAGUUGCUUCGUUGAAGGAAAACAGCCUUCCCAACGUUGCUGCAGAUGUCAACAAGCAUUCCUCUUGGGAAACCGUUCCCCGUGGUGGUGCCGAUGUCGUUUCCAUUGCAUCGGAUGCCAUCUCUGGUCUUAAGAAAUACAUGGGUGGAGCCAAGGCCGAUACCCUUUUGCUGUUGUUGACCACUGCCUUGAACACCCCUAUCUGCCAGGCCCUCAAGACCUCGCCAAUCCUUGGAUUUUUGGCUCUUGGAGUUCUCUUUGGUCCCAAUGGAUACUCUUUGAUUAGCGAUGUGCACAAGACCGAAAUGAUGGCCGAUAUUGGAAUUGUCUUCUUCCUUUUCGAGAUGGGUAUUCACCUUGAUUUCAAGACAUUGAUGAACAUGAGAAAGGAUGUCUUUGGACUUGGUGGAAGUCAAUUCAUGGUCACUGCUAUUGCCGUCGCAGUCGUUGCCAAGCUCUGCGGUCUUUCUACUGCAGCCCAAGUGGUUCUUGGUGGAGGUCUGGCUCUUUCAAGUUCUGCCUUUGUUCUGCAAUUGCUCAAGGACAAGAAUCAACUCGAAACUACCUUCGGAAAGAAAUCUUUCGGAGUUCUUUUGCUUCAAGAUUUGGCUGUUGUCCCUCUUCUUGUCGUCACCCCUAUCCUUGCUGGAAGUGGAAGUGGAUUGGGUGAGGCUUUGGCAUCGGCCGGAUUGAAGGCUGCCAUGGCUCUUUCUACCAUUGGUAUCGCUGGAAAGUUCUUGUUGAAACCAUUCUUCAAGGCCGUUGCAGGAACAAAGAGCCAAGAAGCCUUUGUUGGAGCCAUCCUCUUCACCGUCCUUGGUAUGUCUUUCUUGACCGAAGGACUUGGGCUUUCCAAUACUCUUGGAGCAUUCCUUGCUGGUGUCUUGCUUUCUGAGACCCCACACAGACAUGCUAUCGAGAAGGAGAUCUCCGUCUUCCGCGGAAUUUUGGUUGGGCUUUUCUUCUUCACUGUUGGAUUCGAGAUCGAUCUUCAAUUGAUUGCCAACAAGGCUCCCCUUGUUGCUGGAAUCGUUGCUGGAAUUGUCGCGUUGAAGGCAGUCAUCGCCAGCGGCGUUGCUAUGGCAUUCGGGCUUGAUAAGUCAAUUGCCCAACAAGUUGGAUUGAUUCUUGCUCAAGGUGGAGAAUUUGCCUUCGUUGCUUUCCGUCUUGCCCGCAGCCACGGAAUUUUCGACGGCGAAUUGACCAAACUUCUAUUGACUUGCGUCAGUCUAACCAUGGGUGUUACGCCAUUCCUUGAGGAACUCGGCACCAAGAUGGCUGCGAAGAUGGCACCUGUUCCUGCCAAGAACACUGUAUCUUUUGGCAAGAAGAAGAGGUAG
Cylindrotheca closterium is the source of this 1428-nucleotide messenger RNA. The record is from the annotation of a GenBank genome assembly. Lineage: Eukaryota; Bacillariophyta; Bacillariophyceae; Bacillariales; Bacillariaceae.